AUGUUGGCACGCACCUAUGGCAAACACAAUAAGAAGUUCUUGUACAAAGAUGGCAAGAAAUACGAGGGUAUUAUAUACUAUCCCAGAACGCCCGACCAUCAAGAUCCGCCCGUAGAACCCGCCAAGCUGUUUCGAGUGCAGCGUAUUAAACCCGUCAAAGGUAAUCCAUUCUGGGAGAAACGCAUACUCAAGGAUCUGGGCCUGCAUGGCAAACAGAGCGACUUUGCCGUCGUCAAAAACAUACCCGAAAACAAUGCACGUCUGUGGAAAAUAAAGCAUCUAAUUAAAGUAACGCCUGUCACGUUUCCCUAUGGCGAGCCCACGGCGAAUGAUAUCAAGCACACUAUACUCAAGGAGAACGGCGAGUGCCUGGUGACAAAGGACAUUGGACCUAUGGAAAUGCGCGACGCCGCACGCGAUGCAUUUGACCAGCAGGCCAAGCGCAUGGACACCGAACUACUGCGAAAGGACUCGCGACUUAAGUGGCUGAAUCCAUGGUAAAACUAGCAUUCAUUUAAAUUUUAUUGUAUAAAAACAUAU
Drosophila grimshawi is the source of this 540-nucleotide messenger RNA. Its product is annotated as 39S ribosomal protein L30, mitochondrial-like. Gene Ontology annotation, molecular function: structural constituent of ribosome. Gene Ontology annotation, cellular component: large ribosomal subunit; mitochondrion. Gene Ontology annotation, biological process: translation. The transcript is spliced from 3 exons. The record is from RefSeq and is a predicted model, not a curated record. NCBI's taxonomy places the organism in Eukaryota, Metazoa, Arthropoda, Insecta, Diptera, Drosophilidae. Bases 1 to 501 code for a protein of 166 amino acids.